CAACUGGCCGGGAGCCAGGAGAUUAAUUCAUGACCUCACUGCCAAAGCCUCCUGCUCCGGCCCCCCUUUCCAUCCCUGCACAGCCCUGCUCUGGCCUUGCCGGAGGAGGACCUUUUAACCCAGGAUCAGCCGCUGGGAGACCUGUCCUGGGUCUGGCUCCCGGAGGGACCGGGUAAAGGAGGGUGGAGUAGGGUCCUGAAUCCAAUGGAGUCACAGUCCCCAGGAAAAAAGUGUCUGGGAAGGAAGAUAGUCCUCUUUGCCUCGGGUAUUCAAUCCCCCUCAGUAGUGAUUCCGGCCAGUGAUAGAGCGGAGAUCCGAGGACCUCUCGAGAAAUGGAAAGACCGACUUACUAGCAGAGGCGAACGCGGAAAGCGCAGCUCCCAGCCUAAGAGCCCCGGUUAGGCGCAGGCGGUGUCCUCGCAGUCCUGUUCCGGCGCACUGACCCCGGGCCCGGCCCGGGUCCCACCGAGAGAUGCUGUGCGGUCGCUGGAGGAGGUGCCGCCGCUCGCCGGGGGAGCCCACGGUGUCCGCCCAGGUCGCUGCGCCCCUUGCGCUCCAGCCCUCGCCCGCUUCACCGGACGGAGGCACCAAGAGGCCCGGGCUGCGGGCACUGAAGAAGAUGGGCCUGACCGAGGAUGAGGAUAUCCGAGCCAUGCUGCGGGGCUCCCGGCUCCGCAAGAUCCGCUCACGCACAUGGCACCAGGAGCGGCUGUACCGGCUGCAGGAGGACUGUCUGAGCGUGUGGUUCCAGCGGCGUAUUCCGCGCGCGCCGUCGCAGCACAUCUUUUUCGUGCAGCACAUCGAGGCUGUCCGGGAGGGCCAUCAGUCCGAGGGCCUGAGGCGCUUCGGGGGCGCUUUCGCGCCUGCGCGCUGCCUCACUAUCGCCUUCAAGGGCCGCCGCAAGAACCUGGACCUGGCAGCCGCCACUGCUGAGGAGGCGCAGCGCUGGGUGCGCGGCCUGGCCAAGCUGCGCGCACGCCUGGAAGCCAUGAGCCAGCGCGAACGACUAGACCACUGGAUCCAUUCCUAUCUGCACCGGGCAGACUCCAACCAGGACAGUAAGAUGAGCUUCAAGGAGAUCAAGAGCCUCCUUAGGAUGGUCAACGUGGACAUGAAUGACAUGUACGCCUAUCGCCUGUUCAAGGAGUGUGACCAUUCCAAUAAUGAGCGGCUGGAGGGGGCUGAGAUUGAGGAGUUCCUCCGGCGACUGCUGAAACGCCCUGAGUUGGAGGAGAUCUUCCACAGGUACUCGGGUGAGGACCACGUGCUGAGCGCCUCUGAGCUACAGGAGUUCCUGGAGGACCAGGGUGAGGAUGGUGCCACCCUAGCCCGUGCCCAGCAGCUCAUCCAGGCUUAUGAGCUCAAUGAGACAGCCAAGCAGCACGAAAUGAUGACAUUGGAUGGCUUCAUGAUGUAUCUGUUGUCGCCCGAGGGGGCUGCCCUGGACGUGGCUCACACGUGUGUAUUCCAGGACAUGAGCCAGCCCCUUGCACACUACUUCAUCUCCUCUUCUCACAACACCUACCUUACUGACUCUCAGAUUGGAGGGCCCAGCAGCACCGAGGCCUACAUUAGGGCCUUUGCCCAGGGAUGCCGCUGUGUGGAGCUGGACUGCUGGGAGGGGCCAGGAGGGGAGCCUAUCAUCUACCAUGGCCACACGCUCACCUCCAAGAUUCUCUUCCGAGAUGUGAUCCAAGCUGUGCAUGACCACGCCUUCACGCUGUCCCCAUACCCUGUUAUCCUGUCCCUUGAGAACCACUGCGGGCUGGAACAGCAGACUGUCAUGGCCCACCACCUUCGAAGCAUCCUAGGAGACAUGCUGGUGACACAGGCACUGGACUCCCAGAACCCCGAGGAGCUGCCGUCUCCUGAGCAGCUGAAGGGACGGGUCUUGGUGAAGGGCAAGAAGCUGCCAGCUGCUCGGAAUGAGGAUGGCUGCAUUUUAUCAGACAGGGAGGAUGAGGAAGAGGAGGAAGAAGAGGCUGAAGAGGCCUCAGAGGUUGCAGAACAGAGGCGGAGGGCUAAGCAGAUCUCCCCGGAGCUGUCAGCGCUGGCUGUGUAUUGCUGUGCCACCCACCUGCGGACCCUGCACACCAGUCCUGGCUCCCCUCAGCCCUGCCACGUCAGCUCCCUCAGCGAGCGCAAGGCCAGGAAGCUCAUCCGGGAGGCAGGGAACAGCUUUGUCAGGCACAAUGUUCAGCAGCUGACCCGAGUGUACCCACUGGGGCUGCGGAUGAAUUCGGCCAACUACAGCCCCCAGGAGAUGUGGAACUCCGGUUGUCAGCUGGUGGCUCUGAACUUUCAGACUCCAGGCUAUGAGAUGGACCUCAACACAGGGCGCUUCCUCAUAAAUGGGCAGUGCGGCUACGUCCUGAAACCUGCUUGCCUGAGGCACCUUGACACAACCUUUGACCCCGAGUACACUGGACCCCCCAGAACUACUCUGACAGUCCAGGUGCUAACCGCCCAGCAACUGCCCAAGCUGAACGCUGAGAAACCUAGCUCCAUCGUGGAUCCUCUGGUUCGAGUGGAGAUCCAUGGGGUGCCCGCAGACUGUGCCCGCAAGGAAACUGAUUAUGUGCUCAACAAUGGCUUCAACCCUUGCUGGGGGCAGACCUUGCAGUUUCAGCUUUGUGCCCCAGAGCUGGUGCUGGUCCGGUUCGUGGUAGAAGACUAUGAUGUCACCUCCCCCAAUGACUUUGUGGGCCAGUUUACGCUGCCUCUCAACAGCCUGAAGCAAGGGUACCGUCACAUCCACCUGCUUUCCAAGGAUGGAGCCUCUCUGUCCCCAGCCACACUCUUCGUCCACAUUCGCAUUCAGAACUCUUGAUGGAUCCACUGACUCCCCCCUGAUCAGUGGGUAUCAGUCUGUAUCACUACAGAGAGGCCUCUCCAGUCCAAGGGACCAUGGGAGUCAGCCCCUCACCUGUCCUGCAUACCAGGUUGCUGGACUCACCUGGGUGCUGAGAGCUGCUCAGUCCCUCCUGAGGGACAGAUCCAAGCAUGAGCUGUGCUUUGUCCAGAGAUUCACUGGACUUCAGUGGGCCCCAGCUCCCUUAAUCUUCUGCCUACUCACUCACUCACUAUCUGCCCUGCACGAGCCAUCCCCCUUCUUCCCCAAAGGGGUAGAGCCACCUACAUUGCCUCUACUGGGGCAUUAGUGGGACCCUAGGCCCUCCUACCCCUCGGGCUUUCUCCCUCCUGCUCUUGAACUUGAGCUCGCCUUUCCUUCCUGUCACAAGCAAGAAGAGAGUGGAUGAGGCAGAGCCCUGGGGAACCUUGGCAGGAGGUUUGUGAUUUGUGUCAUUGAAGAGCCUUGGAGAGGGUGGGAGAGUAACUAUUUUUAACAAUAAAGAAAAAGUUUACUUUCCUA
Messenger RNA from Nannospalax galili (Upper Galilee mountains blind mole rat), 3373 nucleotides. RefSeq names its product phospholipase C delta 3 (gene Plcd3). The transcript is spliced from 16 exons. The record is from RefSeq and is a predicted model, not a curated record. Gene Ontology annotation, biological process: lipid metabolic process; intracellular signal transduction. Gene Ontology annotation, molecular function: phosphatidylinositol-4,5-bisphosphate phospholipase C activity. NCBI's taxonomy places the organism in Eukaryota, Metazoa, Chordata, Mammalia, Rodentia, Spalacidae. The coding region runs from base 473 to 2830 and encodes 785 amino acids.